GCCGUUUGCGAAAAUGACAAUUUAAAUUGAUUUAACAAUGUUGGUCGAGUGUGUUAUAUUUGGGUUGGGUCACUAGCCCAAAAUCAAACCCUCUUAUAGAUUAGUGAGUAGUCCGCUUCCCACAUUUCUCCCUUCCCCAGGGUCCAAUCCAGCGCAUCAGUAUUUUACAGUUGCGACUUCUAACUCGUAGGGUCGUCUUCUUCCCUCCUAUUUCCAAUCCUUCUCUCGCACAUGAGAUCUUGGAUCUGAGAAAACCUUACACCACAGUGAACACAGGCCACUGGGCGUUCGUUUCUUCAACUCAUAUCCACUCUUAGCUUGUGAACAUCUUCGCUUCCUUCGCCUUCUUCUCCGAUCCGAUCUCCCGCAAGGUUCGUUUCGUCUAUUUCUCUUCCCCAAUUCCCUGGAUCUGUUUGUAUUUUCGGUAAUUCCUCGGUACGCAUUGCUGUUUCUGCGCAUUUUGUUUGGUUGCUUGGUAUACGAGAUGAUGGAUUUGGAUUUUGAAUUGGAUUGUCGGGGGUGCAAUCUUUUUGGGAGGAGAAACGUUUUAUCUUAUGGGAAUUCAGUGUCGAACGCCGUUGCUCGGGUGUUUUCUAAUGGCUGUUAUUGGGGAGUAAGCGCAGUGAUCUGUGUGGUUUGAAUUCUCCGGCGUGAUCUGUUAACAUGUUACUUCAGAAGGGCGCAUUCCAGUUCUUUUCUUAUAAGCAAUAGUGAAUUUCUUCCUCGGAGCUGAUUCUAUUCAGUCCUAUGUUAGGCUUCUGCUUCUGAAUUCAAAGGUUUAUAGAUUUGAAUGGUUUAGCAAAACUGAAAGGGCUUGAUGUUGCUUGGUAAUUGUAGUAUAUUGAUAUACUCAGUGAGUAUAAUGAGUAUUUGGUCUAUAAAAACUUCUGUUGUUACAUGACUUUGUAUAGUAUUUGCAUCCAUACUGUUUCUGUGAUUCUUGAGAGCAUUUCUCAUGAUGCUCUCGAUUUGGUUAAGCUAACAUGGGUUUUCUGGAAUUAACCAGAGAGGAAGUGCGAGAUGGAGAAAUCGUGUUCUCUGCUUGUGCACUUUGACAAAGGGACUCCAGCAAUUGCAAAUGAGAUUAAGGAAGCCUUGGAAGGCAAUGAUGUUACAGCAAAAGUGGACGCCAUGAAGAAAGCAAUCAGCCUUCUAUUGAAUGGAGAAACCCUACCCCAGCUUUUCAUCACGAUCCUCAGAUAUGUUUUGCCUUCUGAGGAUCACACGAUCCAAAAGCUCCUCCUUUUAUACUUGGAGAUUAUCGAUAAAAAAGAUGCUUCUGGGAAGCUUCUGCCGGAGAUGAUCCUGAUCUGCCAAAAUUUGAGGAACAAUCUUCAACACCCAAAUGAAUAUAUCCGUGGGGUCACUUUGAGGUUUCUGUGCCGCCUCAACGAGACAGAAAUUAUCGAGCCGUUGAUCCCUUCGGUAUUGCAAAAUCUGGAGCAUAGACAUCCAUUUAUAAGAAGGAAUGCUAUCUUCACCGUGAUGUCUAUUUAUAAGCUUCCCCAGGGUGAUCAGCUUUUGGUUGAUGCUCCUGAAAUGAUUGAAAAGGUUCUUUCAUCAGAGCACGAUCCAUCAGCUAAACGUAAUGCAUUCCUCAUGCUCUUUACCUGUGACCAGGAUCGAGCUGUUAAGUAUCUAUUUGAACACAUUGAUAAGAUCUCUGAAUGGGCUGAGCAGCUUCAGAUGGUUGUUUUGGAGUUGAUUCGUAAAGUUUGUAGAACAAAUAGAUUGGAGAAGGGGAAAUACAUAAAGAUAAUCAUAUCUUUGUUGAAUGCCACUUCCAGUGCAGUGGUUUAUGAGUGUGCUGGAACACUUGUCUCUCUAUCAUCUGCACCUACUGCAAUUAAAGCUGCUGCCAACACAUAUGGCCAGCUCCUUCUAUCUCAGAGCGACAACAACGUCAAGCUUAUUGUUCUUGAUCGACUGAGUGAGCUCAAAUCUUCUCACAGGGAAAUUAUGGUUGAUAUGGUCAUGGAUGUACUUAGGGCUCUCUCUAGCCCCAAUGUUGAUAUACGCCGUAAGACCCUUGAUAUUAUCCUUGACUUGAUAACCCCCAGGAAUGUUAAUGAAGUUGUUCUCAUGUUGAAGAAGGAAGUUGUGAAGACCCAGAGUGGAGAGCUUGAGAAGAAUGGUGAAUACAGGCAGAUGCUCAUCCAAGCCAUCCAUUCUUGUGCUAUUAAGUUCCCAGAGGUUGCAAGCACGGUGGUUCAUCUUUUGAUGGAUUUCCUAGGAGAUAGCAAUGUUGCUUCAGCUGUUGAUGUGGUUGUUUUUGUCAGAGAGAUCAUUGAGACUAACCCAAAACUGAGAGUUUCAAUAAUAACAAGGCUCUUGGAUACUUUCUACCAGAUCCGAGCUGCUAGGGUAUGUGUUUGUGCUCUGUGGAUCAUAGGUGAGUAUUGUCUUUCUCUUUCCGAAGUUGAGAGCGGUUUAGCAACCAUCAAGCAGUGUCUCGGAGAACUGCCCUUCUUCUCUGUUUCUGAAGAAGGGGAAGUUUCUGAUGGUUCCAAGAAGCCUCCACAAGCUAAUUCCAUCACAGUGUCUUCAAGAAGGCCUGCUAUCCUUGCUGAUGGGACUUAUGCGACACAGAAUGCUGCCUCUGAAACUGCCUUUUCCCCUCCUACUAUUGUUCAGGGUUCAUUGUCCUCUGGAAAUCUGAGAUCACUUCUUCUCACUGGUGAUUUUUUUCUUGGAGCAGUUGUGGCUUGCACUCUAACGAAAUUAGUGCUGCGAUUGGAAGAGGUCCAAUCUUCUAAGUUGGAGGUGAAUAAAGCAUCUACACAGGCUUUGUUGAUUAUGGUCUCGAUGCUACAAUUGGGACAAUCUUCUGUUCUUCCGCACCCAAUUGAUAGUGAUUCGUAUGAUAGGAUGCUUCUCUGCAUAAGGUUGCUGUGCAAUACUGGUGAUGACAUCCGGAAAAUAUGGUUGAAGUCAUGCCGUCAAAGUUUUAUGAAAAUGCUUUCAGAGAAGCAGUUGAGAGAGACUGAGGAAUUGAAGGCAAAGGCUCAGGUUUCUCAUGCCCAACCAGAUGAUCUGAUUGACUUCUACCAUUUGAAGAGCCGGAAGGGCAUGAGUCAGCUGGAGUUGGAAGAUGAAGUUCAAGACGAUUUGAAACGUGCAACUGGGGAGUUUAUCAAGGAUGGCAAUGAUGCAAACAAGCUUAACCGCAUCCUUCAACUCACUGGAUUUAGUGACCCUGUGUAUGCUGAAGCAUAUGUGACAGUUCAUCACUAUGAUAUUGUACUUGAUGUCACUGUCAUCAACAGGACAAAGGAAACUCUCCAAAACUUAUGCUUGGAGUUGGCCACCAUGGGUGAUCUUAAACUAGUCGAGCGCCCUCAGAAUUAUGCAUUGGCUCCAGAAUCAAGCAAACAGAUUAAGGCUAACAUCAAAGUCUCUUCAACUGAGACUGGAGUGAUAUUUGGUAACAUUGUUUAUGAGACAUCAAAUGUGCUCGAAAGAAAUGUUGUCGUCCUCAAUGAUAUCCACAUCGAUAUCAUGGAUUACAUUUCUCCUGCGUAUUGUACCGAUUCAGCAUUUAGAACAAUGUGGGCAGAGUUUGAAUGGGAGAACAAGGUUGCUGUUAACACAACAAUUCAGAAUGAGAAGGAAUUCCUGGACCAUAUCAUUACCUCAACAAACAUGAAGUGCCUCACUGCACCGUCUGCACUGGAUGGAGAGUGUGGAUUCCUAGCAGCCAACUUGUACGCCAAGAGCGUGUUUGGCGAGGACGCAUUGGUAAACGUGAGUCUCGAGAAGCAGGGAGAUGGGAAGCUCAGCGGGUACAUUAGGAUACGUAGCAAGACCCAGGGAAUCGCACUCAGCCUGGGCGAUAAAAUCACUCUAAAGCAGAAGGGUGGUAGUUGAUGUGGAUGAAUCAUGUCUUUUUGUAUCAAAAUUAUACAGGUGAACUCUCUAAUACCCCCAUCAGUUACCUCUUGCUAAUUACCAAGCGAUCUCUUUAUCCGAAGUCCUUUUUCGAGCGACGAGCAUGAAUUCGUGUGUUUCAGGUAACUUGGGGGUUAUUUCAAGCUGGAAGAUUGUCUCUGCGCGAUAUUUUGUUGUUUCUCAUUUGUAUGUAAUUUGAGGGGUAGCGGGUUUCUUUGUUUUUGGAGCCUGUGUACGGGUCAGGCAAAGUUGUUGAACAUUGGGGGCUUAGAAUUUGCGGCAUUUUUUCAUGUUGAAACUUCAAACAGAGAGUACCAUUUUCUUGUUUGCGUUUGGUUAAUCUUUCUUGUUAGUGUAUUAAAAUUAAGCUAGCUUUGUAGUUCAAUUACGGGCGAAUCCAUUCGAUAAUUCUUUGGCAGUUGAUCUUGAUGAGCUGUGGUUACCCUGGUUGCUAAUGUAUCAUCAAACAAGAAAACCAGAGAGCAGAGACCACUGGAGCUCGAACUUGAGGAAGCCGAAGAGCAUAUCGACCAGCUAAAUGUUCGUCCGACGCCCAAACCAGUCUCUACCUCACCGUUGCAAGAGAAUCGCAUUGCAAAUGUGUCGUGUUCGUCCUAUGAAUCUUUAGCACAGAAUCGAAGAGAGGCCAAAUAAGCAAAAUAUCAUAUUCCAUUCUUCCAAAGAACUAGGAAACAAUUCCGGAGCUCGAACGUAAUUCGAUUUAGAGCAGACCAGAAUGAGCACGACUAGUCUGAAUCAAUCCACAACUCGAAU
Molecule: messenger RNA, 4662 nt
Organism: Linum trigynum
Lineage: Eukaryota; Viridiplantae; Streptophyta; Magnoliopsida; Malpighiales; Linaceae
Source: the annotation of a GenBank genome assembly